Molecule: messenger RNA, 966 nt
Organism: Fulvia fulva
Lineage: Eukaryota; Fungi; Ascomycota; Dothideomycetes; Mycosphaerellales; Mycosphaerellaceae
Product: Autophagy protein 5
Exons: 2
Coding region: 1-966 (321 amino acids)
Biological process (GO): nucleophagy; cellular response to nitrogen starvation; C-terminal protein lipidation
Cellular component (GO): Atg12-Atg5-Atg16 complex; phagophore assembly site membrane; cytoplasm
Source: RefSeq, a predicted model, not a curated record
AUGCCUGCAUCAGCCAGCAGUAUCGUCGCCCUGCAGUCCAAGAUAUGGGCCGGAUCUAUCGCGCUGGAGAUUCGCCUUGCAGCUUCAGACUGCCGCACGUACAAUGAAUCGGACCCAUACUAUGUGCAGUACCCACGACUGUCCUAUCUGGCGUUCAUGCUGCCACGACUGCACAGCUUCUUUGCCCCAAGUCUGAUCAACCCCGAAGUCUUGGCUCAUGAUGCAUGGCUAUCGUUCGAAGAUGUGCCCUUGAAGUGGCACUACCCCCUGGGACUGUUGUUUGAUCUCUUCUCUGGCGCCGAGCCUGCUGACCUGGAACCGCCUGGCGUUGGUGACGCUUCAAACGUUGCUGCUGAGGCAAGUACGAGCACCUCAACCAUACCAUGGAAGUUGACGAUCCACUACACCGACUUUCCGGAUGAGCAGCUUAUUCAGCUUGAUACUGAAGGUCGUGCUAUGCAAGACAUGUUCAUCAACAGUGUCAAGGAGGCUGACUUUGUGAGAAAUGGCACGGCAAGGACGAUCAUGCUGAUGAGCAAAGAUGACUCGGACAAUCUUUGGGAAUCUGUGCAGCAGCAUGAUCUGCAGCUCUUCAACACAGUCAACAGCAAGCUGCUCAACCCACCCGGCAUGGAGCUUCGCCAUGUUCCAAUCAAGAUUUACCUACCGACUUCUGCCAAUAAAGAAGGGAACAACACAAUACCCGAGGAGGGUGCCGCAGCAGGACAUCUGCGGGUGGUUCAGUCACUUGUGCCAUUGCAGCUACCAUCGAAGCAGCCACAGACGCUCGGCACAGCACUCAAUGGUGUUCUGCCAACAAUCUUUCCAAGCCGACGAAGCCCAAUCUACGCAAGGCCAGUGCUGCACGGUGCAUCUGUACCAUUGUCUGCUCGCCUGGAUGAGCUUGGCAGAGCAGUGGCAUACACUGAUGGCUUUCUACAUGUGGCUGUGGUCAUGCAUGGCUGA